Messenger RNA from Aureobasidium subglaciale EXF-2481, 3042 nucleotides. RefSeq lists its product as uncharacterized. Gene Ontology annotation, molecular function: phosphorelay sensor kinase activity. The transcript has 7 exons. NCBI's taxonomy places the organism in Eukaryota, Fungi, Ascomycota, Dothideomycetes, Dothideales, Saccotheciaceae. The coding region runs from base 1 to 3042 and encodes 1013 amino acids. The record is from RefSeq and is a predicted model, not a curated record. Gene Ontology annotation, biological process: phosphorelay signal transduction system; phosphorylation.
AUGGAAGGUUCAGAGAAUGAGCAUGACCAUUCUCCAUGGGCAGAUGCGCAAGAGAAAACCAUCGAUUGGACACGAUAUCCUCAUAAAGUCCGACAAUCUGCUUGGAUCGACUUCAUCAAGACGUACCCAUUCGAGAAGACUUACCUCGGGCCCAUGUCGCGAUGGCCAGACGAGCUGAGACGGCUGGCGGUGCAGAUCAUGUCGUCUCCUGCGCCGCGAAUGGUGUAUUGGGGCAGCGAUCAGGCUAUCCUAUAUAACGAAGCAGCAUCCGCACUGCUUGGUUCGAAACAUCCGACUUUUGCCUUGGGCAACCGUUUCAUCGAUGUCUGGGGCCCCGAAAUACACGACAAACACAUGAAGAUGAUAAGAGCUGCUAUAAAUCGAGGCCAAGUGGCCGAAGCCAAAGAGAUGGAAGCUGUCCUGGAGCGUAACGGUUUCAUCGAGGAAACGUACUGGGAUGUUGUUCUGCAGCCUUGCACCGGCCCAGAGGGCCACAUGGUGGCUGUGUUGAACACAUACCAAGAGUCCACAUCUCACGUGUUCCAGAACCAGCGGCGGAAACUUAUCGACAAGGUCCAAGCUAUCAUACCUGCAGUUGACAACUUCCCUGAUCUCUGGACAUCUCUAGCCACAGAGAUGCGGAGCAACCACGAUGCAGCAUACUCGCUCAUUUACACAGCAGUCAACCAACCUGUUGAGUCGGGUCAUGCACAUGCCAUUGAAAGAGUGGAUACUUUCCAACUGGAGCUUCAGAUUACAUCGGGAGUCGCGUCGCAGACCUUCGAGACUAUUGUUCACGCCGGUGAGCGGUUCCACAGACCUUCUCUAGGGCCCGUAUUUGCAGAAGCUCGCAGAACUCAGCAAGUGGUUGUGCUACAGGAUAGGUAUGAUAGUCUUCCACCAGAGCUGGCACUUCUCAUACCGGAUCGAGGAUUUGUGACAACAGCUUGUGUCCUACCCAUAACAAGUGUGUCUGGCCAGCAAAUUGCCUUCAUCGUUCUCGGCAUGAACCCGCGAAGGAUAUUCAACGACGAGUCACGUGUCUUCAUCAGCCAUAUGGGUGAUUUGAUAUCCAAAGCUGCUGCUCUGAUCUCUCUUCCGGAAGAACAGAGACGGGAUCAAGAGAAAUAUGAACAGAUCAACUUCGCACUUUCACAAAAAUUGCAAAUUAUUGCUCUGAAAGCCGAGAAGAACGAGGAAACGUUUACCCGCAUGGCUCAAGAUGCACCUUUCGGAAUGUACAUGUUUGACUGUGACGGCAAUCCGAAGUAUGUCAACGACGCAUAUCUUAGUCUGAUCGGACUGGAACGGGAUGUGUUCGAGCAGGCAGCGUCUCGUGGACUUGCAUGGAGCGACACUAUCUAUGAAGAGGAUAUCGAACUUGCAACACAGAUCUGGGCUCGACUCAAAGAUUCAAAGACGCCCCAGACCUUUGAAUACAGAGUCAAAAUACCACCUACCAAAGCUGGCGAGCAGCCUGGUAUCCGGGCUCUUGAAACUAUCUCAUUCCCCGAAGUCGAUGAGAGUGGUCGCAUCAUUACGAUACAAGGUUGGCUCAUGGACGUAUCUCCUCGCAAACGUCUUGAAGCCCUCAUGGCACAACGUUUGGAAGAUGCGCUGGAGACCAGGCGAGCGUCAGAGAAUUUUAUCGAUAUGGUUUCACAUGAAAUGCGAAAUCCGCUGUCAGCUAUUCUCCAGCUUGCGGAUGGUAUUCUUGGGUCGCUGGAUACUGCUCCGUCGCAAAAUCCCGUAACUUUGCCAGCUGAUACGAUCAACAUGAUGGUAGAUGCAGCUCAAACUAUCACACUUUGUGCUCAACACCAAAAAUGCAUUGUUGACGACAUCUUAACCCUAUCUAAACUGGACUCUUCGCUCCUGGUCAUAACUCCUGAUCGUGUCCAUCCCCCAACACUCAUAGAAAAGUCUCUUAAGAUGUACGAUGCCGAGCUCGCGAGGGCGGACAUCCAAGCCAAGUUGGUAGUUGAGCAGAGCUACCUCGAUGCUAAACUCAACUAUUGCAUGCUUGAUCCGAGCAGAGUGCUACAAGUCAUCAUCAAUCUGUUGACGAACGGAAUCAAGUUUACUCGAGAUUGUCCGAUACGCAAGCUUACAGUAUACUUGUCAGCCUUCGAGAAGCCGCCUAUAGGCGGUCAGCGCCGUGUGACAUUCAUCGAACCUCGCCCGCGACAGUCAAGUCUUUCUACCUCACCAGAGUGGGGUCCCGGAGGAGAAGUCUACAUUCAAUUCGCAGUGCAGGACACUGGUAAAGGCUUGACCGAGGAUGAGAUGAAACUCCUUUGGCAACGCUUCAGUCAAGCCAACCCAAAGACCUACAAGCAAUACGGAGGAAGCGGUCUCGGCCUGUUCAUCUCCCGCGAGCUGACAGAAUUACAAGGAGGCCAGAUUGGUGUCCACAGCGAAGCAGGUGUCGGAAGUAUCUUCAUGUUCUACAUCAAAGCCAGGCGCUGCGUUGACGAGCCAAAGAGUCGCCAAACAAGCUUCUCCGCUCCUACCGUCACUAGCCCGGUUAUCCUUCCACACACAGCCUCGGCGGCGAGGAGAGCAAAUGUCAGCGAAGGGUCUGUACACACUCUAUCGUCAUCAACAUCGGUCAUUCCCCCCAAGGAUAUCCAUAUACUGAUCGUCGAAGAUAACGCAAUUAAUCAACGGGUCAUGUCACAACAACUUCGCAAGCUAGGAUGCAUCGUACAUACGGCCGAUCAUGGUCAAGAUUGCCUCGACUUCUUAAAUACAACAGUUUUCACGCCAAAUUCAGACAACGUUCCCCUCUCCAUAAUCCUCAUGGACCUGGAGAUGCCCGUGAUGGACGGAUUGACUUGCGUGCGAUGGAUCAGGGAGUACGAGGCUACGGGACAAGUCAGCAGCCAUGUCCCAGUUAUCGCCAUCACUGCCAAUGCUCGCAGUGAGCAAAUCAACAUUGCAAUGGAGGCUGGUAUGGAUACUGUGGUGACCAAGCCUUUCCGCAUUCCGGAUCUGGUGCCUCGGAUGCAGUCCUUGUUGGCGGAGUAUCGAGCGAGGUGA